AUGGAUGGUUUCGAGAAACCACAGUCUUACGUUAGCUGGUCAACUGCUCAAGUCAUAUCUUGGCUUUCUGGCCUGGACGAUGCUCUCGAACCUUACUUAUCUGCGUUUAGUUCGAAAAAUAUAAGUGGGAAGUGGUUGAGUUCAUUAACAGCUGAUGUUUUGGGGAGAUAUGGUGUUCAGAAAGUCGGCCACCAAAUGAUUAUAAUGGAGAAAGUCAGACAACUUCGAUAUCAGUUUUCAUCAUUUGAUAACGAAACACUGCAGUCAGUUUUACUACGCGUUUCACGUUCCUGCAUCUGCAUUGUCACUGCCAUAAACUCGCUAAUGGCUAUUACUAAAAGACAAGAUGCUGACAGUCCCUACCCUGGGAUACUAUCAGAUAUUCAGGGGGCCGUUUCGUAUAUUCUUAGCUGUAUAUUGAACUUGAUGUCCACGAUUGUUAGUGCUGCAUCUUGGCUAGAACGGCCUCCUUUCUGUCUUCUGCCCGACAUGAUGGUUUUCCGACAGUUUCUGGUUGAGAAUGCUAUAAUUACUAAUAGACUGGCUCAACAAGCCAUAACUACUCAAUGUAAUGAACAUUUUAGGGAGAUAGUAGAUUGUAUUGAACCUAUGAGGAGUCGUGUUGAAGACGUUCUUCAGAACUGUGGAGAUUCCAUCUUGUUAACACCAUGUGGUAUUGAAGUCGUACAAAUAAGGAAACUGGAUUCUGCUGAUUUCGGCUUCAAUUUUCGAUCCACAAUAAACAACAUUCACGUAAUUGUUUCGGUUCAAGAUGAGUCUCCAGCAUUUUGUACAGGAAAAGUUAAUAAAGGAGAUGAAGUAAUUGAAGUUAAUGAACAAAUAGUUAUCGGUUGGCUUCACUAUCGGGUUGCCGACCUGAUGAGACAUUCUGCACAACACAUUAGUCUGCGUUUACGGAAACGACCUACUCAUUCCAAUGAUUUCAUAGGGUUUCCCGGAGCUGGGCGACGACAUCGUCUAAUGGUCAAUCAGAUACCACCAGCUGGAAGUUUAUCACAGACACGAGGUGCAUACAUAUUUGCACGAAAUCCAAAACGUCGAUUACCGUUAACUGGUCCACUUUCUACUGAACCUCUGGCUGUUACCCAAGAAAUUACCUCUGACCAAACAUCUGUUUCUUCGCCUACAUCAACUUCUCCUCCGGAAUCCCAAUCUAUUGUUAGUGUGUCUGGCUUAUUUUCCUCUUCGCCUACAUCUUCGUUAUCUAUGCAUCGAGACGCAUCUAUAAAAAUAAUAAACAGUGAUUCCUGUAAUCUGGAAACUUCUGUUCACAUAUCAUCCAGACCUAGUUCAAGCAAUGAAUCGGUGAUGUACAGUAACUCAAGACUUAUUGCUAGUACACCAAAUACUCCUCUGAUGACAUUAAGAUCAAUGGAUUCUGCAGGCUCGCAUUCUUCAUUAUCAUUUUCACCACAUCUUCCGCCUGCAUAUCCUAGCGUUUUAAACUUUGACAGUUCAUUGACUGAUGCAAGUGUACUUCCAACUGAUGUAGCCUACUUAAAAAAAUACAAGACUGUCAAUACACUUGCGCAUAUUCGAUCAACUUCUUGCUCAUCGAAUAAAACCGUACUCCCUCGUAUCUCUCCGACACAUCGGCGUACUGCUUCUGGUGAUCCAAAACUUCUGAGCAAUAUGUCUAGUCGUAAUAGUGAAGAUUUAUCGUCUGAAAACAAACCAAGUUCAUCUUCUUCGCUUCGUUAUUAUAGCAGUUCAUCUCCUAAAUUUCGUGCUUUAGAUAAACGUCAUAGGAAUCUUCAUCGUGCCAGUCUUGAUGAUUUUGUGUUUUUCCUGAAACAUGGACUGGGAUCAAAAAAGCCUACUCGGCGUAUUUCUUGCAAAGAUCUCGGACAAGGGGAUUGUCAAGGAUGGCUUUGGUUGAAGAAAACCAAUACACUUACCAGUAAAUAUGUGAAGAGAUGGUGUGUCUAUAAAAAUUCAACAUUCUACUAUUAUAGAAAUCCGGAUGAUGAUUCAGCGGAAGGUUUAAUUCUACUCCAUGGCUUCACUAUCACUCCGGCAGUCUCAGUAAAGUCGGGUAAAUUGUAAGUUUACCUUUUUGUAUUCCCUGACAAACUUAUUUACUACAAGUUUGUCAACAUUUUCGCUUGUACUGUAUGCCUUCUUUAUACCCCACUGAACCACACGUUUGUGUUGUCUUGUCAGCAAGUUAGGUCGUGACGUUUGACACAAAUCUAGUUGGUUCGCCCAACGUCUACUAUUUCGACUAGUCAUCACAAUCUCAGAAGCAGAGAGUCAUAUUUCAAAAAUUGUAUUAUCAGAUUGUUAAGAUUUAUUAUCUUUUAACAGGAUACUUGGUUUUGUAUUGGGUUUCAUUUUGGUAACAACGAACAAUUGCACUGCUAGUUCAACAUCUCAAAAAUUAUGGGCA
Molecule: messenger RNA, 2410 nt
Organism: Heterobilharzia americana
Lineage: Eukaryota; Metazoa; Platyhelminthes; Trematoda; Strigeidida; Schistosomatidae
Source: the annotation of a GenBank genome assembly